This is a messenger RNA of Paramecium tetraurelia, 1590 nucleotides long. RefSeq lists its product as uncharacterized. The transcript has a single exon. Lineage: Eukaryota; Ciliophora; Oligohymenophorea; Peniculida; Parameciidae. Gene Ontology annotation, biological process: nuclear polyadenylation-dependent rRNA catabolic process; nuclear polyadenylation-dependent CUT catabolic process; histone mRNA catabolic process. Gene Ontology annotation, molecular function: 3'-5'-RNA exonuclease activity; nucleic acid binding. The record is from RefSeq and is a predicted model, not a curated record. Gene Ontology annotation, cellular component: nucleolus; nuclear exosome (RNase complex).
AUGUAUAUAAACUCUGAGAAUUUAUUACCAAAAUUAGAAGGAUAGGCCUUUGGUAUUGAUAUUGAAUUUAGCAAUAAUCGAAUCUGUCUUAUUUAAAUAUCUGAUGGGAAGGAAAUAUAUUUAUUUGAUCCAAUAGCUUUGAAUUUAGAAUAAUAUAUGAGAGAAUUUUUUAAAAAUGAUGCCAUAAAAAUAUUUUAUAGUGGUGCUCAAGAUUUGAAAUGGUUGAAGAAUGAAUAUUAAAUUGUGGUGAAUAACUAUUGUGAUUUAAAAGUGUUAGCUUAAAAAGAGCCAGAUUUAAGUUUGAUUGCAUUAUGGAAGAAAUAUUGUGGAGUCUAAUUCGAGAGAGAGGAUAAAAAAAGAUUAUAAAAGAGUGAUUGGUUUGCUAGACCAUUAACUGAAGAAUAAUUAUUUUAUGCUGCCCUUGAUUGUAAGUAUCUAGUUGUUCUACGGGAAAUUUUAUUGUAAUAAUACACUGAAGAGGAAUAGAAAAGCAUUCACUUCUCAACCGAUCUUAAAGAACCUAAACUCUUAAGAUAUUUAAAAAAAUAGUUGGCUGAUAAUUAAGAUGUCUUAUUACCAUAAAAGAUAUAUAGACAUAUAAAAUUCCAAGAACCAUUUUAAACAGAUGAUUUAAAGGUGAUUGGACUGAUUGAAUAAUUGACUAAAAAGCAUCAUCAAGAUUAUCAAGAAUAAAAGAGAUAAAGAUUUUUAUAAUUUUAGGAAAAGUUUACUACUCAUAAACCUGUUUAUAGUAAUUGUCGUAUUUAUAGUUUGAGUGGAUAAUAGUUAUGUUGUUGUGAUUAAAAGAAAAUAUCCUGGUAUGUAAAGAAUGGACUCGGAGAAUAUUUAGAUGAAAAGAGCAUCAAACUCAAUUUUGAUCCUGUUUGUGAAUUUGAUGAAAAAGAAAUGAAAUUUUACAAUGAGGAAAGGUCCAAUAGAUGUGUUAUUUGUGGUGCUUCUACUAAUAUAUUGAAAUACUAAAUUAUCCCUUAUAUGUACAAACAUUACUUACCUAAUCACUAUAAAUCUCACAGAGCUCAUGAUGUUGUGAUUCUAUGUGCUCGUUGCCACGAAAAAGCCUCAGCUCAACAAGAUAAGAAAAGGGCUGAGAUAGCCAAAUUGUAUGAAGUUCCUUUAUAGCAUUAUGGAGAGGAAAAGUUAGUCGUUGAUAAAUUGAGUCAUGUUCUUAAAAAAUAUGAGAGUCUGACAAAAGCAGGUAAGCAUUUUGAUAUGAUGCAAUAUGAAGAUAUCAGAAAUCAAUUUAAAGACCUCAUCUAAUUACCUGCUGAAUUUGAUAAGUAGGAGUUGACAAAAAUUAAUGAUAAAUUGAAAAAGGAGUUAAAGAAUUCACAUGGAGAAGCUGUAGUUAAAAAAUUAGACACUGAUGAGAAAAUCGAAGAAUUUAUUAUGAUUUUCAGAAAACAUUUCUUAUCUUCAAUGGAUCCUUAAUUCUUACCUAAAGAAUGGGCUAUAGAUCAUAGAUUUAAAAGAAAUUUUGGCGAGAAAUCAGUUUAUUAUUAGAAAGAAGAAUAGAAUGACUAAAAUAAAUAGGAUAUCCAACAAAUGGAUUAGUAAUUAAUUUAGAAAUGA